Molecule: messenger RNA, 1002 nt
Organism: Humulus lupulus (European hop)
Lineage: Eukaryota; Viridiplantae; Streptophyta; Magnoliopsida; Rosales; Cannabaceae
Exons: 4
Coding region: 403-747 (114 amino acids)
Source: RefSeq, a predicted model, not a curated record
AGCCAACUACUACUCUCUCUCUCUCUCUCUCUCUUCUCUCUCCAUAUUAUCAAAUUUUAAAAGCAAAAAAAUAGAAAAGAAAAGGUUAAGCAUAGUUGAACAAUGAUUACUAAAUAAUAAAUUGUUUUAAAAAAUAGAAAAUAUAAAUAAGAAAGAAGAAGAAGAAGAAUCUAAUUUGGCCAUUUUGGGUCUUUGUUGUUCUUUGGUUAUUUUAUUUUUAUUUAAAAAAAUUAAUAUAAAAACGAUAUUUAAACUCACCGGAAAAACCGCAAAUAUUCUCACCGGAGCAUUCUCUGUGUUUGGUUACUCAGAAAGUGAAAAGGCUCUGAGAUUUUCUUUUCUUUUCUUUUUCUAUCUAGACUUUGCGUCUCUGUUACGCUUUUCGUCUCUUCUUGCUCUGAAAUGGGUUGUGCUGGAUCUUCACAGGCCAAAGGCGACGGGGCUGUGAAAAAGAUUCGGAAACCUAAACCUUGGAAGCAUCCACAGCCAAUAACAAAGACUCAGCUCAUGCAGUUGCGUGAAGAGUUUUGGGACACUGCUCCUCAUUAUGGUGGCAGGAAAGAGAUCUGGGAUGCACUACGAGCUGCCGCUGAAGCUGAUCUAACCCUUGCUCAAGCAAUUGUAGACAGUGCUGGUGUCAUUAUUCAAAGUGCCGAUUUGACGAUUUGUUAUGACGAAAGAGGUGCAAAAUAUGAGCUACCAAAGUAUGUUUUGAGUGAGCCAACCAACUUGAUUCGGGACGGUUAAAUAAUGGGGAGAGGACGUGCCAUAAUUUGGGCGCAAGAUUGAAUGUAAAUCCAUGUAUAUUAAUUCUCUUUCAUAUCUUUACUUUUUAUCAUCUUUUUCAUGCCUUUUGUACUCAAAUUUUUAAGAAAGUUUCCUGCUCUACAACUAAUUAGACAAUAACGUUUUUACAUUUGUUUUGGAUUUGUUCCCCAGUUCCUUUUUUUAGCAUAAACGAUUAUAGAUUAUAUCAGUUAAUAAGAGAUCAGAUUUUAUAUC